AAUUCUCCUUCCAGACAUUUUAUUGUAAAUCCAGCUAUUCCAGAUCCUACUCAAUUGAGUGUGUUCACAAGUGAUGGACGGUGCACCAGACAUUGGAUGCUCAACUACUCCAGGAUCACCACAAGGAGUAAAACAGGAUGAAGGUGAAUCAGCCAAAGGCCACAAUACCUACAAUGGAUCACAGAAAAAUGAAAAGCGAGGUGAAAAGAAAACUGAGGAGCAGCGUGUGACUAAGAAGAGAGGCUGGCCAAAGGGCAAAAAACGUAAAAAAAACAUACCCAAUGGUCCCAAAGCCCCACUGACAGGCUAUAUGCGAUUUUUGAAUGAACGGCGUGAACAGUUGCGGGCACAGCAACCAGAUUUACCUUUUCCAGAAAUCACCAAAACUUUGGGCAGUGAAUGGAGCAAACUUCCACCUGAAGAUAAACAGUGCUACCUUGAUGAAGCUGAGCGGGCAAAACAGCAAUACAUAAAAGAACUGCAGGAGUAUCAGAAAACUGAAGCUUAUAAAAUGAGCAGAAUUGCUGUCCAAGAAAAGAAAUUGAGGAAAGAUUCCACUCAUUCAUUGUCAAAUGGCAUGCAUGCUGAGAAGAACGACAAUGAUCAGCAAGGAAGAAUGUCCAUGUUUAAUAUUCCAAUAUUUACAGAAGAGUUUCUUGAUCAUAACAAAGCUCGAGAAGCAGAGUUGAGAAAAUUACGCAAAACUAAUAUUGAAUAUGAGGAGCAGAAUGCAGUCUUGCAGAAACACAUUGACAACAUGAGAAGUGCUAAAGAGAAACUGGAAGAGGAGCUGGCUGAAGAACAGAACCAGAAUGUAACUCUACACAAACAUCUCGAGAAUUUGCGACAAAUGUUAACCACUAGCUUCAGUAAUGUCUCUCUACCAGGAAGUGGAGAAAGCGUGACAUUAGAGACAGUUGAUUCCUUUAUGACUAAACUUCACAGUAUAAUAGACGAAGACCCUCAACAGAAUGAGAAACUUGUGAGAAAGGUGCAAGAGAUCGUAAGCAAUCUAGGCAACAGCGAUGGGCCUUAAAACAACAUGAUUUUAAUCAGAGAAGAUAGUUCACAGAUGUCCAUGUUGGCUGCAGUCCCAGCUUCCUUUAUCUACUUAGAACUUAAUGAAGAGAUUGCUGCAGCUCCAUGAAGAAGGUGCAGUCAUUCUUUUGUACUAGGGACUAAUUAUACAGAUCUACAAGCCUACACAUCUUUCAAGAUCAAAGCAAGGGGAUUUGAAUGGAGUAAUCAACUAAACACUAAAUGUUUUUAAGAAGAAAGCUAACAUUGUAUUAAAAGAAACAAGUAGGAUUAUUCGGUAAUGAUUUAGUGACCUAGGCUACUGAAAGCAAUUUAUUGUUACAUUUACAACUUUUUUGUCAACUGUGGCAUCAUGCAGGUUGUGACCUCCAAGUUGAUUUUGUAGUUUUUACUAACUUUUAUAAUUAGUGUACAUUUGUUCUUGCACAUUCUAUAGGUUUAGAAAUUGCAUUAUAAAAUUACCUGUUACCAUUUUGUUGAGUUACAUUUGUAUUAACAUUUUGUAGCUAAACCUGAAACUUUUAUUGGGGAAAGAAAAGAAUACCAGAUUUGCAAACAGCCAUUAGUUGUUUGAAAGGAGGAAUGUAGAUGGUGCCAUCUCCAGAUUAAUAUAGUCAUGUUUCUAACUAGUAAGUAUAAGCUAAUGAUCUUGUAGACCACCUUAGGAAAAAAUUCUGGUGAAGCAAAAUCAAUGAUAAAUUCACUUCUUUUUAAAUCUAGAAUUUAUACCUGUUCAUUUUCUUUCAAGUUACAACUCUAAACAGAUUAAAUUAUUGUUGAGAAUAAAUUUUUUCUUUAGUAAAAUAGAGUUAAUUGUUUUAUAAACUUUCUGGAUGUACAGUAACAAUCAUUUGCAUGCAUGGGGUCUAUAUAGGAAAAUUUAUAUUUUGGAUUAUUUUCAAAGCAAUGUCCAUAACACCACAAGGAAUGAUGGUGAACCUAGAAUUGUCUUCCAACUUCACCAAAUUGUGAUGUGUUGCUAUCUUGACAGCAAUCCUUUCAAAUAUUCUAUUAAAGUAAAAUACCUGUUUUCUGAAGCCAGCAGCACAGUUCAGUGAUAAGUCCUAGACAGCAAGGUCCUUCAAAUAACACUGUUUUACCAUAUACUAUAUGUAGCACUAGUUAGAUUUUCUUCGAAUGAAUGACAGUGACAGGGUAGUAAUGUUGCUUAAAAUGUAUUACACUUUGAAAUGGUUUUCAGGUAAAGGAAGACCAAAACGCAAAUCAGCUCAUUGAGACAAUCUCAUAGUUGCAUCUGCCAGUUGCAUGUCUUCUCUGGUCCAAGAAGCUGAAUUUUCUGUAAAAUUGUACCUUGGCUUUGUACCUCCCCAGUCUCUGUCCUCUCUACCUUCAUGCCCUUUUGGACCACCUCCUGUUUAUAGGCUCUACCUCUGUGUUUGAAUCCCUCCCAUCGAGUUUCCACUGCUACCAUAGUAUCAAAAUAGUUCUUAUGGAAGUGAUGCAUAACCUUCUGAGUGACUGAGAAAAGUAAACUGUUUCUUUUUGACCAUCUGUGACGUUUCUCAAGGAGCUCUUAAUUGUUAUUGAGCUGGGUGGGACUAGACUCCCAGGUUUCAGACUUCCAGGUUGUAGGUUUCAGACUUGGUUAAUAAGUAGGAGACUGAGAAUCACCUGUAAUAUCAUUGUUUUUCCUCACAUUCAGAUCAUUAUGUCUGAAAAUACAAGAUUGUGUUUCCCAUGGUAACACUCACCUCUACUGCUCUUGACCUCCCCUUCCACUAUGUGUUAAUUGAACUACUUGUCAGGCAACCAGAGCCCAAUGGGCAGAAAUUUCCUCUAACUAGUUAUUGCAAAACAUAAGCCAUUGUUUUCACUCCCUUUCACAAACUCUCGUUUCCUAGACACUGAUUCCAGCUGGCAGCUGUCUGAGGCUGAACCGGCUGUCAUAAACUUGAUCUGGGGUUGACCUUCCAACUAUACAUUCAUGCCAUCACAUAGACCAUCUUUUCCAUGUGUGAAACAUUGCAUGACUGCAGGCACCUAGUUCAGCUGUUGCAGUGAUAAGUCCUAGACAGCAAGGUCCUUCAAAUUCCUUGCCUUUAUUACUUCUAGCUAAGAUUGACUAUUUUAAUAUACUGCUGGCAGGCUACCUAUGUUCGACCAUUAGUAAACUUGAGGUCAUCCAAAACUCACUUGACCUUGUCCUUGUGCAAGGUUCUUUUCUACGCUGGGUUUCAUUUAAGCAAUGCCUUUAUUUUAAAAUUUUCAUUUGUGUCUGAAGUUGUCUGUGAUUUUGCCUCUCCUUAUCACUAUAGCCUUCUGCAGCUUACAAUCUUCAGAGGUAUCUGUAUUCCUCAAUUGCAAUCUGUUAAUUACUGCACCACUGGCGACUGUGCCUUCAGCUGCCUGGGCCCCAGGCUUUGGAAUUCCCUCUGUAAGCGUCACUUUUGUUUUUAAAUACACUCCUUAAAACUACCUCUUUGACAGGAUUUCGAUCAUCUUCCCUAAUGUCUCCAUGUGUGGAUUGAUGUCAAAAUAUAAUGUUAAAAUAUAAUGUUCCUGUGAAGUGCCUUGAGAUAGUUUAUUAAGUAGCUUUUGUUAAUUACUGUUAGGUAGCUGAAAUUAGCAUAACUUAUACAACUGGGUUCAGGAAUGGUAGCUAAAAAUGCACAUGAGCAAUUUUCUGAGCCCAGCAGGGACAUCUCUAGGAUGGUUACUUUAUGAAUUAUGUUUUUGAUAACUGUGCAAUUAACCAGUACCUUUGUGAAUGUCUCGCAGAACCAUGAUGGGGAGUCUAUAGCCGCUUGUUCAGACAUGCUGAAGUACAAUUCCUUGGUUGAACAACUAUCUGAAUUUUGAAUGUGUAUGUUCUCUGUUAUUCAAAUGUGGAACUCCUAUCCAAGCUUAAUUCUGUUUUUUUUCCUCCUGACAUAUAUGCAUGUAUGCAUUCUAGCAAAAGUCACUGGAUAGAUUCUGAAAACAGAACUCUGUAUUGGUUAUUGGCCAUCCACUCCCAGCUCAAGUAGACAUGCCAGUUUUAAUUAUCCUGCUUUCUCCAUGAAAAUCAGCAAAGGCAAGAUAUCACCUGUAUCAACUUGCUACUGUAGUGGUGGAAAAAAGUAGGAGUAGGAAGAAAGAAGGGGGAGGUAAACAGAAAUGCCUGUUGACUAUAUCAUUCUGUGAAGCUUUUCCUCAUUGUCCAGAGAGCAGAGAUCUGGGGGCAAGCCACCCACCUUCAGCACCUCACUCCAGGAAUGGCCUUUGGAUAUUGUGGAUUACAGAUUUCAUUUUAGAGGUGAAGAAUCGUCUCAUAAAGGGAUGUUCUUAAAUGAUGUAUUAAUAUUUUAAUGAGAAUUACUAUUCUUUAUAUAAAAAAAACCCAGCACUGUAGUCAGACACUUGUGAAGUCGUAUCACAGAUCCUCUUUUUAUUAGUCUUUUUCCAAUCAAGUGACAGCAGGGUGAGCAGUUCAUUCAACAAAUGAUUCAGAUUUUUAAAAAAUUCUCAAACCAGGGUAACUUUUACUGUUGGAGGUGGACCCUUGAAUUGUCCAAUGGCUUUAUUAAUUUGUUUUAAAAUGCCACAUGAAGAGGAACAAGAGACAUCACUCUUGUAUUAAUGGGGAGAAUUAAAACUUAAGUGAAUUUGAUCAAGACUUCUUAUAUGAUAAAGUAUAUAGGAAAAAUCUAAAGUAUCCUUCUAUUUUUCAUCCUGUGUUCUGGUGCAAUGUAUGAGUGAGGGUGCUGAUAUUUAAUUUGUGUUGAGCAGUAUGUUGUUUUAUGUUUUAAGAUUGUAGAGAAUAUUUGCAGUUUGGAUUCAUAUAUUUUGCCUGUUGCAAGGUUUUGCCACUUCAAUUAUCUUUGGUGAUGUAAGAUGUUUAAAACAAAGUCAGAUCAAUUACAGCAGUAUGUCAGCCCAUUGAUUCUCUUGCUGCUUGUUAUGUCACUUUAUUUUUCCUGUCCCUUUUUUAAAUUUGCUUCAGUUUUAAAUUACAAUCCAAAUCUGCUAUGAGUGGUGAUGCCUGCCUCAGCAGUCUCAUUUUCUAAAACAUUCAUGGCUUUUAUUAACGAUUCUACAAGUGGCAAAAGUUAUAUUUUAGUAUUAAUUGUCUCAAAACUUUAAUUAAUUUUGAAAACCUAUAAUGGAUCCCUCCAGUCGUGUUUGUAGGAAGGGUGUGAGUGGAGAUGUCAGUUUUCACUCGUAACUAACAUCAUUCCCUACCCUUUGUAUAAUGUUCUUCUAUCAAUGAGAUGCAUACAGCUCUGUGCCAAGUAACCUAAUUGAUGCUACAUCAUUUUCAAGCUUUUACAUUAAAUACCCCAUGACAUACUUCAAACUGACAAUCUCAUUAUUCUGUUCAACAUUUUUCAUUUCUACUAACAAUCUGUGUAUUACUACUUUUGAAUCAUUCUGUGGGGUGUCACCCAUAUAACUUUUCCUCUUUACCUCUUGGAUGUAAAGCAGUUUAGUCAAACUGUUUGGCAUUUGGACCACAUUUCAGUUUUGGUCACAGUAGGACUGGUGAGCAUAUUUCAGUCAGAUGAGGCUUACCUUAAUUGUAAUGGUCAAUUUCAGGAAAAAAAAUUCAAAGCAAUAAAGUGCCAAACCGCAGACCUAACUCAAUUUUUUUUCUUUGCCUUUUUUGGUUGAAAAGCAGAUGAAAGGGUGAAAAAGUCUGGACUUCAAUUCCUGAUCACCAGGGAAGGGGAUUGGGAACCAGGACUGAGUGUAACUAGCACUGACCUUGGUUUGUGUUUGGCAUGGCACGUUCUAAGUCAGCCACUGCAGAAUUCACGUGAAAGUGGAGAUCAGAAGCGGGUUGCUUUUCUGCCUCAGGUUUUCCUCCUGUCACUCAGCCCCACCCAUUCACACUCGCUCAUUCACUCACAUUCAUCACCUUGGAUAAUGGUUCUAGUAAUUGUAACUGGUAAUCCAAAUCCAAGGCUAAUGUUCUGGAGACAUGGAUUCACAUACUCCCCCAGCAGAUGGCAGAGGUAAAUCUAAGACUAAAGCUGGUCAAAUGAUAUUUGUGUAAUCAUUGUUGUAAAAACCCAUCAAGUUCACUAAUGUCCUUUGGUGAAGUCAGUCUUUGUUCCUACCUGGUCUGACCUGAAUGUGAGUCCAAACCCAAUUAAAUAUAGUUAACUCUUAAUUUUCCUCUGAAUUGGCCUAGAGAGUCAUUCAUUUCAAGGGUAACUAGAAAUAUGCAACAAACUCCACUCUUAUCAAUGAUGCCCAUUUCCCACACAAGAAUCAAGAACCCACCCGUUCUCAACUCACCCAAAACCAUUGAUCCAUCCUCUCAUCACCAUUCACUCAGUCACCCUGCUGCACCCACUCAUCAGUGGUGUCACAAUGUUGCCUGUAUGACAUUUUUGCCCAUUGUAAAUGGAACAUCAGAUGCAUCCUUCUGCAGAUUUUUGACUCAUCCCACAUUAUUUUUCACUCUGCUUUGCCCAUGUAAACAUUCCUGUUGAAUUGCUGGAAAGGAACACACUUGCUGUUAGGGUAGACACUUUUUCUUGAUGUUGUGUCCCAAAACAUAUGACUUCACAUUUUUUUUCCAUAUUAAACUGCAGCUGCUAUCUGUCUGCCCAAUUUGCCAUCAGUCUCUUUCUGCGGUGUCUUGGAGCUGUAGUGACAGUUUAUCUUGUCCCUAAUUUGACAUGUUGACAGACCUCUCAUUCUUGUGCCUAUUUCUAGAUCCUUUAGAUGCAUGCAGCUUCAGAUCUUAGGUUAAAAGAGGGAUAGUUUGAACAUAUUGGUGAAAUCCUUUAGAUGUACCUAGAUGACAUAAUGGAAACAGAAUGCAAAGAGACUGAUUUUAUUACAUUACUUUUCAACAGGUAUAAACACUGCUGUAAAUGCUGUAGUGCAUACAUGCUAAGUAAAAGAUGUGGCUACAUAGCAAGUAACGUUUAAUUGUGACAGCAGUGUAAUCUUUGGGAUCAGUUGUAUGAUUACAAAGAUUCUUUUGUUUUUUUGUUAAGUAAGAACACCAUUCAGUCUUGUGAUUGAUGUACUGUUCAAGGAAUGUAGUGUGUUUUGAUUAAUUCCAGUUAAGUGAAUCUUUUACUUCAUCAAGUUUACUGGUGUUUAUAUUAACAAGCUGUUUUAUCAGCUAUAUUUGUUGAAUAAUUUUCUAAUGUAGUUCAGUAUGUUGGUAAAAAUGUAGCAGUUGGUUGUACAACAUGCAAUAAACAUCUGAUACAGA
Rhincodon typus (whale shark) is the source of this 7213-nucleotide messenger RNA. Its product is annotated as SWI/SNF-related matrix-associated actin-dependent regulator of chromatin subfamily E member 1-related-like. The transcript is spliced from 9 exons. The record is from RefSeq and is a predicted model, not a curated record. Lineage: Eukaryota; Metazoa; Chordata; Chondrichthyes; Orectolobiformes; Rhincodontidae. Gene Ontology annotation, biological process: regulation of gene expression. The coding region runs from base 74 to 1036 and encodes 320 amino acids. Gene Ontology annotation, cellular component: nucleus.